AUGGCGCCCUCCUCGACAACCGCGGCGCGGAUAGAGGAAGCUCGUGGUCUGGCGAAGAAGGACUCUUCCAAGGCCGAGGGAAUUUACAAGGAUAUCCUCUCGCAAGGUCCAGGCUCAACUGAAGCAUCGUCGCGAGAUUACGAGAGUGCUCUGAUCGGCCUCGGAGAACUGUAUCGAGAUGAGAAGAAGCCACAGGAGAUCGCAGACCUCAUCAAGACCAGCCGCGAUAGCUUCUCAUCAUUUGCCAAAGCAAAGACGGCUAAGCUUGUCCGCCAGUUGCUUGACUUAUUCAGCGAAAUUCCGAACACCCUUGAUAUCCAAGUUGCCGUCAUCAAAUCAUGCAUCGAGUGGGCCGUCUCAGAACGACGGUCCUUCCUUCGACAGAACCUUGAAACCCGAUUGGUGGCCAUUCUCAUGCAGAAACAAUCCUACUACGAUGCCCUUACCCUCACCAACUCUCUGCUUCGUGAGUUGAAGCGCAUGGAUGACAAAUUGAUGUUGGUGGAGGUGCAACUGCUGGAGUCGAGGGUUUAUCAUGCGCUCGGAAACCAAGCGAAAGCACGUGCUGCCUUGACCGCUGCACGGACAUCGGCUGCUUCAGUCUACACACCUCCACAUCUGCAGGCCGGGCUGGACAUGCAAAGUGGUAUGCUCCACGCAGAGGAUAAAGAUUUCACUACGGCAUUUUCCUACUUCAUCGAGGCGCUAGAAGGAUACAGCACGCUCGACGAGAGCGAAUUGGCCACGGCCGCUCUGCAGUAUAUGUUGCUUUGCAAGAUCAUGCUGAAUCUGGUGGAUGAUGUCACCAACCUGCUGGGUUCCAAGCAAGCGCAGAAGUACGCCAGCCCACGGCUCGAAGCUAUGAAGGCUGUAGCUCGUGCCCAUGCCAACCGCUCUCUGGAAGAAUAUGAGAAAGCCCUCUCAGACUACAGGUACGAGCUUGGCAGCGAUGUCUUCAUUCGGAACCAUCUCCGGAGACUGUAUGAUGCCAUGCUGGAGCAGAAUCUCAUCAAGGUCAUUGAGCCCUUCAGCCGGGUCGAAUUAGACCAUAUCGCCAAGAUGGUUGGUCUCGACACGCAGCAGGUGGAGAGGAAGCUCUCGCAGAUGAUUCUCGAUAAGGUGAUCAUUGGUGUGUUAGACCAGGGUGCUGGCUGCCUCAUUGUUUUCGAUGAGACAGAGCGGGACCAGGCGUACGAUGCCGCUUUGGAGACCAUCGAGAAGCUGAGCAAUGUGGUGGAAGGACUGUACACUAACCAGGCGUUGCUCCUGGAGUAA
Molecule: messenger RNA, 1275 nt
Organism: Aspergillus clavatus NRRL 1
Lineage: Eukaryota; Fungi; Ascomycota; Eurotiomycetes; Eurotiales; Aspergillaceae
Product: proteasome regulatory particle lid subunit RPN6
Exons: 2
Coding region: 1-1275 (424 amino acids)
Biological process (GO): ubiquitin-dependent protein catabolic process
Cellular component (GO): proteasome regulatory particle, lid subcomplex
Molecular function (GO): structural molecule activity
Source: RefSeq, a predicted model, not a curated record